UCUCGGCGGUCGGGCUCCUACCAUCCUAUAAAAAUGGAUGCCCACCAAAGACCAAGACAUCAUUCCUCUUGUGCAUUUCAAUCCAAGCGAACUUCUCCUACAACAUGUUGAGCUACUCUGCCUUGCUCGUCGUCUCAAGUGUGGCCGUGAUGCUGAUGGAUAGCGGCGUCGGAGCGCAAAACACGUACUAUUUCCGUAAUGCUGCGUCGGCCAGCCGUUUCAGGCAGAGCACUCCGUCCGUCAGCCGCAAUGUUCACAAGCCACACACCUCGUUCUCCGCCUUCAAUCCGGUAGUGGCCAGAAGCAACAACGCAUGGGGCUGGCCGGCAGCUGCGCAACAACAGAACAGAUGGAGGAUCAAUUUCGACAACUCCAUCGAAGAUAAUUCGAUCGAAUCGUCCGAGUCCAGGUUCCGUCAUCGCUCCGUUUUACCGCGGGCUCAGAGGCACUCCGUCACUAACAACUUUCAGGGCAGCAACGCGUGGAACCGUCCAGCAGCUGUUCCCGUCCGACAACAACAAACCAGAUGGAACGUGCGCCAUUCCGAUGAAAAUGAUUCGUUCGAAUCUCGUGAAAACAGACGCUGGUGGUAGUCGGACCCCUUUUUUUUUAUUUUCUAAAAAAAAUUUUUUUAUGUACGUGGUGGGUUUACCCUUUUCUUUAGAAGACUCUUUUUUUUUUUUUUUUUUUUUGAAAGAGGAGAAUCAGACGGAUGUUCCAGCAUCUGGGAUUCUUUGAAGGGAAGGGAAACGUGAGAGCGCGGCAGCCAUUUUUUGACACCUGGCAAACGAUGCGCUUCAUUUCCCUCCUCCUCCUCAAAAAAAAAAAUAGUUUUUGAAUGGUACGCCUUUCUCUUUUUCUUGUUUGAUCGCGGGAUAUUAGAGAGGAUUUCUUCUUUGAGGUGUGUAGCGUCGUUUUAUUACAUAAACUAAGACGCCUUAAAAAAAAACGUUAGAAGUUUUCCUUUUUGUAUUCUGGCCUCCUCCACGAAGAAAGAACAGAAAUGAGAUCGAUAACUGUGGAGGACGAAGCAAUUAAGCAGUGAAUAAUAUAUGGUCAUGGAACUCGGUGAACACGAAGUACAAAAGCUCUCUUUUCACGUAAAAAAGAGGUUUUUUUAUUAAGUAAAAAGUGAAAGUUUCUCUCGAAAUACAUCCCCGAGAUUCAUCCGAUAUCUGUUUUGCCUUGUUUUGCCAGCUGUACCUGUUCUAUAAUAAUACACCACUUAUGACGAAA
Messenger RNA from Daphnia carinata, 1236 nucleotides. RefSeq lists its product as uncharacterized. The transcript is spliced from 2 exons. NCBI's taxonomy places the organism in Eukaryota, Metazoa, Arthropoda, Branchiopoda, Diplostraca, Daphniidae. Bases 105 to 593 code for a protein of 162 amino acids. The record is from RefSeq and is a predicted model, not a curated record.